GACCGCCGAUCAUCAACUCUCCCUCGAGUCGUCAGUCCCGUCACACGCAGCAACACUAUAGGACUAUAGCACCCACCCCCGGCUAUCACAAUGCAGCAGCGAGAUGCCGCAAUGGAGAAAGAGGACAGAGACUCCGAGAGAGAGAAAGAGACUUCGUAACCGUUCGUAGCCGAAGAGAGAGAGAGAGAGAGGAUGGGGGGUCUCAACUCCGGUUCUAAUCCGAGGAACCGACACAAGAAUAAUAAUACCAAGUACACCAAGACCAAAUCUUGGAAAGAACGGCAACAGUCGAAAACUCUAUGUUGGAUACCCCUGUUCCUUCCUCCUCCUCGCCUACGGGAUUUGUUUUUGCUGCUGCUGCUGGACGAAAGAAUAGUACGUACGGAUAGAGAUGGGAUACCUACCUCUGACAAAAACACACCCACCACACCACACCCCAUUACCUAUUACGCAUCAUGGGCAUGACAUACUACGUAUACUCCGUCCUGCAGCUCCUCUCCCCUUCAUACAAGUAAUGAGACUUGAUCCAACCGAAAGGGGGUUAAAACUCUUCAGUUUAGAGAGAGUGUGUCGAAAGGUUACGAAAAUUAGAACAACCUUGCCCCGUCUCCAAUCUGCAAUGUCCAAGACUUGGAAGGUUGCUGCUCGCCAUGCAGUGGACAAUAGCUUCCAAGACAUGUCGACAGACAGUGCCUUUUUUUUUUUUGUGCUCUCUCUCUCUCUCUCUCUCUCUCUCUCUCUCUCUCUCUCUCUCCUCAGACGAGGCAUUGGUUUAAUCACGGAAAGCCGACUGAGCCGUUUUACACUUUCUCUGCCUCUCUCUCUGUCUGCAUGUCUCUCUCUCUCGUUUUGGUCAUUAGGUUGGCUAGGCUUGAUGCUGGGCUGUCCGAUAGGAUGCGUUCCGUCUCCUCUGACCAUACUCAGCCGAGCCGGGCCGGCGCUGCUGUGCUGUGUUGUCUGAGUGUCUCGCCCUGGCUGCUGACAUCACAAGGGCCCAUGUAGACUUUGUCCCCAUUGAACUGAUUGACAAGGUCUAGCUAGGGGACGCAGUUUGACCGCACCACCAAAAACUUAACCAUGUCAGCUUUUUCGGCCGGAGACAAGAAAG
This is a messenger RNA of Colletotrichum godetiae, 1108 nucleotides long. RefSeq lists its product as uncharacterized. The transcript has a single exon. Lineage: Eukaryota; Fungi; Ascomycota; Sordariomycetes; Glomerellales; Glomerellaceae. The record is from RefSeq and is a predicted model, not a curated record. Bases 392 to 961 code for a protein of 189 amino acids.